CGACUUAGUUAUGACGUAGGAAAUGGUAACACACCAAUAUGGCGGCGAUUACCAAAAACAUUGCCAAAAACGAGGCCGAUAAGCAAUCCUUAGUGUGUAUUAUCCUUGGGUACCGACUACCGAACUCCGACCGGCAUCUACCAAACGGGACGUGGGACGUGUGUCCUAUCCCCGUUGAGAUAUCCCGAGUUAAGAAUACACCUACGUUUACCCUUGACGUUUACAGAAUCAAUCAUAUAAACUUGAAUACAAAAUUUGCUUUUGAAGUGACUUGUUUACUCUUUGGAAUAAAUUAUUAAAAUUUUAUUGUUAUCACAAAAGAAACAAUUUAAAAUACUCGUACUCUGUUGACUUAUGAAUUAAUCAUUCAUUGUAUAGCCUGGCUUGCUAAAUAAACCACUCCACACAACACAAUAACCAAAUUUAAAUUUUAUAUAGCAAAAGAAGAGGUUUUUAGGAAUUUUGCAAUAUGAUAAGAUAGAAACAUUCAGCAUAAACCUAAAAGAUCAACGCGUUAAAGUAAAGUCAGCUUUGUCUGCUGAUGAAGUGCUCGAGAUGAUAAAGAAAACAGGUAAAGAUACUGAACAUGUCUCCACUACAUUAUGUUGAUGCAUAAACUGAAAAAUCAAGGACUUUUCACAUCAUUAAUGGUUGGGUAUUUUAUGUAUAAGAAGCAGCUAUACACUUUAUUAAAUUUGUCUAUAAUUUUUUUAUCAUUUAAUUGUUUGUAUUUAUAAUAGUCUUUCAAUAAAAUAACUCUCAAGAUAUA
Ceutorhynchus assimilis (cabbage seed weevil) is the source of this 769-nucleotide messenger RNA. The record is from the annotation of a GenBank genome assembly. NCBI's taxonomy places the organism in Eukaryota, Metazoa, Arthropoda, Insecta, Coleoptera, Curculionidae.